This is a messenger RNA of Penicillium pulvis, 2079 nucleotides long. RefSeq lists its product as uncharacterized. Bases 1 to 2079 code for a protein of 692 amino acids. Gene Ontology annotation, cellular component: endoplasmic reticulum membrane. The transcript has 2 exons. The record is from RefSeq and is a predicted model, not a curated record. NCBI's taxonomy places the organism in Eukaryota, Fungi, Ascomycota, Eurotiomycetes, Eurotiales, Aspergillaceae. Gene Ontology annotation, molecular function: GTPase activator activity; protein binding; guanyl-nucleotide exchange factor activity. Gene Ontology annotation, biological process: protein secretion.
AUGGCGCCUACAGUCCACUCUGCCAAGAUAACUCUCUCAUGUCCGCUCUUCUCCGCUGAAUUUGAUCCACGUAACAAUGGUCGUUUGUUUGUUGGCGGCGGAGGCGGCGAAGGCCGCAGCGGAGUUGGAAACAAAAUCUCGCUGUUAGAUACGUCACGUCGAGAUGAGAUCACGGAGGCUGUUGAGCUGAGCUUGUCGCGCGACGAGGACUCGGUGACGUCGUUGGCCGCGGCGCCGCAGGCUGGCGAUGAUGAACAUUCACUGGUCGUUCUUGCUGGAAUCAACAGCUCAGUUGUGGAACAGAAGAAGAACAAUAACCAGCACAUGCGCUCAUUUCGAUUCGACGCGCCGCAGAAAAUACGCCCUACGUCGACCGAGGUGGGGGAGGAGGGGGACGAGACCGAGAAUAAGGAGCAGCCGAAGGAGGAAGUGAUUCCUGGAAAAACAGAGUCAUUAUCUCGUGCAUCGCUGUUUCGCUUUAAGAGCGGGGCUGAUGCUGGCGAUUGCUAUCAACGCGUGCUGAGGCUGUCGCCCUGGAGGAAACCCAAGACCGAUGGCGACAAGAGCAGCAGCGAACCCAGAGUCGGUGCGAUUACAACUGGACUUGCAAAAUCGGGCGAGAUUGUCUUCUUUAGCGUGACGGACUCCCCUACAGAGUCGGAUGUCAUCGGCCGUAUUCGUCUCGGUGCCAAUGAGGAAGCAGAGGACGUGGAUUUUGCCAGUCUUGAAUUCGAUCCCGACCAGACGACCGAUGCUCGUGGCCGGUUCCGUGUAGCAUAUACCAAUGGGAUCGAUGUCAUGGUUGGUGAGGUCUCGUCUUCCACACGUUCCAAUGCUGCUCCGGAUGUUCGCUGCGUCUAUACUAUCCCUCUGUCCAGCAGUGGCACUCGUCCGAAGUUCCGUGCUGUGCGCUUCCUCUCCCCUACUGCCAUUCUCCUCCUGCAGAAUGCCCCGAACCGCAGCGGAAGUGAGCUGGUUCUCCUCAAGCUGCCGAAGACCAAAGAUGCGCAAGCAAAGAUCCUCCGUCGCCGCAAGCUUCCUCGAACCGUGAAAAUUGGCCUCGGCCUCGAUGUUUGUGCACUUGGUACCAAUCCGGUUGGUCAACAACAGACUAUCAUCGCCGCCAGUGGCAGUGAUAACUCCAUCAAUCUGUGGACGAUUGAAUAUGGUCCCAACCGCGGCUACGAAAACAUCAAGUCCUACACAACACUUCGCGAUGUACAUCCUUUCUCUAUGACAAGACUGUGCUUCUCAACAUUCAUCGCCCCCGCGCAUCCCAUCACUCCAGAUGUGCCUCCACAAAGGGUCAAACUCGCCUCUGUCAGCAUGGGCAACACAGUCGUCGUCCAUACUCUCCCACUCUCUCCAUUCCCACCUUCCUCGCGCUAUCCCCGCUACACCCUAUCUCUCCCCGGUCCCUCCGAAACCUGGGAACUCCUCACCUAUGUCAUUGUUUGCAUCCUAUCGUUCUGCGCAAUCAUCUUUGCUAUGCUCAUCUAUAUGGAAAUCCGCGGUGCAACUCCUCCCUAUUUCGGUGCCACCCAGUGGCUAUCUGAUGGGAUCCGCGAAUCCUGGGCCUCCGAAUACAUUGCUCCAGAACAGGGCAGGGGAUCCUACUUGGACUAUCUUCUCUCUCCAUCCCGUGGUCAGAGCGAUGACCCUCUCGAGAAGACCCAUUUCCUUCCAACCCCUAACGCAGAUGUCACUGUCGAUGACGACGUUCUGGAGAGUCUAAAGCAGAUCCUCGACCGCGUUCACAGUGCCGGCGCUGCACCCGCCGAUCUGGAGACUCAGGUCCCACAUUCUCUAUCUGUGAUUGUGCGCUGUAACGACCACGGGAAUGCCGAAAAGAGUGUCCUUAUUGAGACAUACUCGUCUGCUCACCACCAUCAGCUUACUGAAGCCGAGCGCCUGCGUACCUAUGAGGAUAUGAGUGGUUCGGAUCAAGCUGUGUGGAAACAGCGACUUACUGAUGCUGGACGCUGGACUGCUAGUGAGGGCGAGAGCGUGUUGAAGGGUGUGUUGUUCAGCGAGGCCUGUGGUCAGUUGAGGCAGUUUGUAGCGAACGGACUGCCUUGA